AUGGCCGGCUCACCAAACUCCAAUAUACGAGGCUUCAACCAUGCCGUCCAAACACUCCUUAAACAACCUGCCCAGUUCCUCCCACACCUCACAAUCCCAACAUUCACAUACCUCCCCGAAGAUCUAGGCCCUCACCUAAUCGCAAAACCUCCAACUACCUCCAGCACAGAAAAGAAAAUACCUAAAAUCCGCGCCCUAGUCCUAGACAAAGACAACACCCUCUGCACCGCGAAAACAACAACCUUCCCACCGCAAAUCCUAAAAAAGCUCCAAGAACUGCGGACAUCACCAACCUCCCCAUUCCACCAAACCCACAACCCAGAUUCAAUCCUAAUAGUUUCCAACCGCGCCGGCAGCCAUCCAAACUACGACAACGAAGUCCGCGAACUGGAAGCGCAGCUCGCGCAUCUGCGUAUCCCCGUAUUUCGGGUUCCGGCUGGCACGGACAAGAAGCCGUUCUGUGGAGACGAGGUUGUGCGGUGGUUUCGGGAGCGGGAGGUCAUUCAGUCGCCGAGUGAGAUUGCGGUUGUGGGGGAUCGGUUGGGGACAGAUAUUAUUAUGGCUGGGUUGAUGGGGUCUUGGAGUGUUUGGUGCAAGGAGGGUGUUUUUGAGGCUGGGAAUCCGCAGAGGAGUAUUUUGGAGAAGAUGGAGGUUUGGAUUGAGAAGUAUUUGAGGGAGAGCAGAGGAUUGAAGGCGCCAGCACCGAAAGGUUGGGAUGAGAACUAA
Molecule: messenger RNA, 726 nt
Organism: Penicillium taxi
Lineage: Eukaryota; Fungi; Ascomycota; Eurotiomycetes; Eurotiales; Aspergillaceae
Product: phosphatidylglycerophosphatase
Exons: 1
Coding region: 1-726 (241 amino acids)
Molecular function (GO): phosphatidylglycerophosphatase activity
Source: RefSeq, a predicted model, not a curated record